This is a messenger RNA of Daldinia vernicosa, 2993 nucleotides long. RefSeq lists its product as uncharacterized. The transcript is spliced from 6 exons. Lineage: Eukaryota; Fungi; Ascomycota; Sordariomycetes; Xylariales; Hypoxylaceae. The record is from RefSeq and is a predicted model, not a curated record. Bases 9 to 2993 code for a protein of 994 amino acids.
GCGGCAUUAUGGAUCCUUUCACCGCAGUAGGCCUCCUCUUCGGUGUGUUAGACCUUAUUAAUCGUACAACCAAGUGUGUAAGAAAGUUCAAAGGGGCCUACAAUUCAAAGACAGGACUGCUAAGAGAACAGGAACGUCUACUCGAUUACAAUGAGGAAAUGACAGACCUUUUCAAGAAUAUCCAAGAAAGCUCGCAGAGGCUGGAGGAGUUGAAUUAUACUUCGGAAAACGAUGAUGGCAGUAUCCAGAUCAUCAUCGCCCGAUGCCAAGAUAUCUCGUUGAAUAUCAUGUCCUUACUGAAUCAAGUUAGACCAGAGAGACCGCACUCUAUAAAGGGCGCGAUUAAAGCGACAGUGAGAUCAAUCUUCAAUAAGAAGAGUUUCCGAGACCUCGAAGUCGACUUGGACAGGGGGCAAAAGACACUUCAUUUGGCUCUAACAUCAUCUAUGAAGACCCAAAUCGACCGCAUUUUGGAUAUUCUCAAGAAUACUACGGUGAAGAAUGACGAAGUUAAACAACAAUUGGAAAGGGUUCAAUCCAAGCUAGACUUGGCGGAUAACAGUCUAUACGAUCAGUUCCAAGAAAUCCUCAGUCUCUGCUACCGUGCGCAGGAUAUACAGAAACUUGGCGUGAUCCUUGGCAAACUCAGAAAAUACCAGAAUGGCACACAACCAAAUCCAAGAUAUGAUGAAGUGCACGACAAUUUCGCAAACACUUUCGAGUGGAUUUUUAGUGAACCACAAAAGCUCUUUGAAGCAGAGCCAGACCUGAAGAUGUCGUUUACUGACUGGCUCUGCGAUGGAGAGGGUAUUUUCCAUAUCCUCGGGAAGCCUGGGGCUGGAAAAUCAACGCUGAUGAAAUUCAUAUGGAAGCAUGAACUGACGAAGGACUUGCUAACCAAAUGGGCCGGCACUUCACAAUUACUUUGCCUGAAAUACUUCUUUUGGUCUACUUCCCAUCAAGACGGCUUAUUGGGUCUCAAAUGCUCCCUCUUGAGGUCUUCACUGGAGCAGGCCCCAGAACUCAUGGAACAACUGUUUCCUGAUCGCAGUGAAUUGGACAAAAAUGCCACUACAACUCUAAGUCACGAAGAAAUAUCUCGGGCAGCUGACUUAAUAUUUAUACUCAUGGACGGCCUUGACGAGUUUGACGAAAAGAAGCACGCCGAGGACUACCACGACUUGGUGCGCCUCAUCCAAAACUGGAUAUCCCUAUCAGGAAUGAGGGUCAAAGUUUGUAUCUCCAGUAGGGAAUAUGAGGCUUUCAUGGCAGUCUCGCGGCACCAGAGGAUUCGACUGCACAAUCUUACUAGGAAAGAUAUGCAAGCGUAUGUUACAGAACGCUUGGAAACACAUUCGAAAUUUUCAGAGCUACAAAAGUCUUGCGAAAGAAGACGAGGGAACCUCUGCGAUAAUUCCUCGCAUCGUCGAUGUUUAACUGAAUCCCUGGUAAACCAUAUUGUCGACAUAGCCGAAGAAGUACGCAAGUUUCUAAAUUCCGACCACGAUAUAAACAGAGUAUGGGAAUAUAUUGACACCCGCCCGAAACCAUUGCUCGACUACCUGAAGCACAUGCUCGACUCGAUUUCCGAUGUACAUCAAAAAGAGGUAUAUAUCAUACUCGCCAUAAGCAAUGAAUAUGCCUCCAUGAGACCCCCAAAUAGAGUUUCGAUCCUAGGGGCAUCUUACCUGUCAGAAAAGCUGAGUCGCGAUACCAAGGGACCGCGUUCCCAACAACCUAGCUCGAUCGACUCCGAACUACAGAAAGAUGACUGGCAUAUUUAUACAGGAGAACAAAUCCAUGCUCGCUUCAAUGGUUUGCUUGAAGCAUCGAAUGAGACGCGUUCAAGUUGGGGAAUUGAACGACCAUUGGUUCUUACUUUCACUCAUCGUUCCACCAUAGAAGUCUUACAGAAUAAUAUCGACACCAAACUGCUCAAAUAUAACAUAACUGAACUGGAAUUAGUAAAGUGGGCUUGUCAGCUUUUUCUUGGGGAGAUCAUCCUCUCCCGCGGCAAAUUGGCUGACAGAAAGUAUGGAUUAUAUUAUAUGUUUAGGACAGAAUCCCUCGCCGCCUUUCUCGGAAAGCUAAACUUCGUAGGGGAUUCUUCACUUGAGCGGCAACUGGAUCAAAUUGAAGAUACAUGCUUGACACUGCAGUUUGGGGCCCCUAAUCCGCCACCUACGGGGUUUUGGCUAUCCAAUGCACACACUAGGCUAUUCCCUGACCUCCCCUAUUAUUGUUCUUUUUUGAUAGUGGCAUCCUCUUUCGGCCUGACUGCGAUAUUACCCUGGCUGUUGAAAAGGAUGAAUAAUUUACCGAAACGGAGUCAUCUGGCAUCUGAUAUGUUGUGGUAUUGCAUGAAUGGAUCUUACAGAGCAAGAUCAGAAUCCGGUAAUAUCACGCUCAUAGCAGAAUUUCUUCGAAAUGGAUUCGUCGGGAGUGAUGUGCGCGACACAGAAGCCAGAGUUCAAGUUUCGAAACAUGGAUGCCACACUACCAUGCCAUGGAUUUAUUAUGUAGAAUACGUAAUCUAUAGAGAGGUGGAUAUGGAAAGUAGAUGGACGAUAAUGGAACUAUGGCUUGAAAAUGGAGCCAAUCCUCGUAUUCAAUUACGUCGUCAUGGGAGUUAUGAAAUAGCUGUAAAGAUCAAUGGCCAGCAUAUACCUUUUACGGGGAGACAAGGGUCACUAAAGUUCGACAAUCCUUCUAUACAAGCCAGCUUUUUAAGAAAGCCUCUAACGCUCAGAGACUUUGUCGUCGGCUCUAGGGCUUAUAAUAAACAGCGGCUACUGGAACUCAUAGACCACAACACCGCCCUGCUUGAAGCGGAUGAGGCAGCAGAAGAAACAUAUGCCAGGGCCAUCUUCAAGAGACUUCCAUGGCUGGGGAGAUCAGAUGCGUUUGUUAAUUGCUGGGUAUUGCUAUUUGACAUUCUCUGGGCGAUUAAUAUCUGUGACAUUGCCCCUUACGAGUUACCCGAUAAAAGGUAA